This is a messenger RNA of Glycine soja, 1627 nucleotides long. Its product is annotated as lanC-like protein GCL2. Gene Ontology annotation, biological process: peptide modification; carbohydrate metabolic process. Gene Ontology annotation, cellular component: plasma membrane. The transcript has 6 exons. The coding region runs from base 211 to 1455 and encodes 414 amino acids. Lineage: Eukaryota; Viridiplantae; Streptophyta; Magnoliopsida; Fabales; Fabaceae. The record is from RefSeq and is a predicted model, not a curated record.
UCUAAAACUUUUGAGUGCCACGAACGCACAGAUGGCGAUGAGGUGUAAGGAUGAUAGCUUGACAUGUGAAACUCAGAGAUCAAAAUCACAGCGUUAGCAACCAAACAACAACCGAAACAGCGUCGCUUUGAAAUAAACCAAACCUCGCCACAUUUCUUCUCUUCAUUCUUCUUCUAAGCUUUCUAGAAUCUUCACUUCAGAACCGAAGCCAUGGCGGAUCGGUUCUUCCCCAACCCGAUGCCCGAGUUCGUGCCCGAAACGACGCCGUCCACUCCUCAGGAAGAAGAAGAAGCCCUCACAGUGGGCGACUCGCUCCCGAAGCUCCUCGCCAUGCCCCACGCGCCACUCUUGGAGCGUCUCAAACGCGCCGCUCUCGACCUCAAAGAAACCAUAGUGAUAGAAACGUGGGGGCUGUCCGGGCAGCAGGUGCGCGACUUCACUCUCUAUUGCGGCGUUCUGGGCACCGCGUUUCUGCUCUUCAAGUCUUACCGAGUGACCGGCAACGGGAACGACCUGUCUCUCUGCUCCGAGAUUGUAAAGGCUUGCGAUGCCGCUUCGGCUCGUUCCAGGGACGUCACGUUCAUUUGUGGGCGUGCUGGUGUGUGCUCUCUCGGAGCUGUCGCUGCGAAACACGCUGGUGAUGACGAGUCCCUAAAGUAUUACUUGGCUCAGUUCAAAAAGAUUAAGCUGUCAAAAGAUCUUCCUGACGAGUUGUUAUAUGGAAGGGUUGGUUUUCUAUGGGCGUGUUUGUUCUUAAACAAGCAUCUUGGUCUGGGGACAGUUCCUUCCAAUUAUACUGCUGUGGUUGUCGAUGAAGUCAUUAAAAAUGGAAGGGCAUUGGGUAGGAAGGGAAGAUGCCCGUUGAUGUUUGAAUGGUAUGGAGAGAAGUACUGGGGUGCUGCGCAUGGAUUGGCUGGGAUUAUGCAUGUGCUGAUGGAUAUGGAGUUGAAGCCAGAUGAGCUUGAGGACGUCAGGGGAACUCUCAAGUACAUGAUAAGCAACCGCUUUCGCAGUGGAAACUAUCCUGUUAGUGAAGAUGAUAGGAAGAGCGAUGCUCUUGUGCAUUGGUGUCAUGGAGCUCCUGGAAUGGCACUCACACUUGUCAAAGCAGCUAAGGUUUUUGGAGAUAAAGAAUUCCUGGAUGCAGCUAUAGAAGCAGCAGAAGUGGUUUGGAAUCGUGGUCUGCUUAAGAAAGUUGGGAUAUGCCAUGGUAUUAGUGGGAAUGCAUAUGUCUUUCUGUCACUGUACCAACUUACCGGGGAUGUGAAGUACUUAUACAGGGCCAAAGCUUUUGCUUGCUUUUUGCUUGACAGAGCUCAUAAGCUGAUAUCUCGAGGGGAAAUGCAUGGGGGUGAUAGACCAUAUUCAAUGUUUGAAGGGCUAGGGGGCAUGGCUUACCUCUUUUUGGAUAUGAGUGAUCCUUCCUUGUCUAAAUUUCCAGCUUAUGAACUCUGAGAAUCUACAUGUUUUGGAAAGGAGACUAUGUAUAACCGUAUCUCAUAUGACCAAUGUAAAUGUUGUCAAAAUAAAAUGAGUCAGUCUUGGUAGGGAUAUAUAUAUACUUUUUAUGAAGUUUGAGUUAUGUGAGAACCUUGUGCUUUUUAAGCAAUUGUGUCAAUUUCCUCUA